CACCGCCUUAUAAUUUGUUUGGAUGUGGAAAAGCCAUUAUUUAUUUAUGAAGCCUCCUCGCUUGCUCUGCUCUCCCAACAUUAACAAAAUCCUCGGAUAUUGGCUCUUCUUACAACUUCCUAAACACAUCUCCUUUCCUCCGUAUCUUCUCUUUCUCUCUUUCCCUGCUUGCAUUCUCCACUUCCACUAGACCUUAAACAGACAAAAAAAUGCCUGCUGAUUCCGGCGACAGGCGCCCGGCUCGGGUCCCGGCGACCAUGGGGUCGCAAUCACCGGUCAAACUCUCCGACCCGCUGCCGUGUCCCAGGUGUGAUUCGACCAGCACCAAGUUCUGUUACUACAACAACUACAAUCUCUCCCAGCCUCGCUACUUCUGUAAGUCGUGCCGCCGUUACUGGACUCAGGGCGGCACACUCCGUAACGUUCCCGUCGGUGGUGGGACCCGCAAGGUUUCCAAGCGUUCCCGGAGCUCUUCCGGGCCAUCUCCAUCCAUGGCGACUUCGUCUUCCUGGAGCGUUACCCAGGAAGCCGAGUCCGUCCAUAUGGCUAUCAAUAACGCUGUUUCGGCGGCAGGAGCUAAACCGGAAGUGGGUUUGGCCGACGUGAAUCUGAACGAAACCGUGGAUAUUACCGUGAAUGGAGGCUUCACUUCGUUCUUGAACUCCCAGGGAGAAGAGUACCUAACACUAGGUGGAUACGGGCUGGGGGCUGGUUCUGGAUUCGAAGGGGUCUGGGGAUACACCGGUAAUGGUUUUCUCGGUGGUUAUAGUGGCGGCGAUGGCGAUGAAGCAGGCGAUGGUGUUGGUGGAACCACCGGAUGUAAUACAUGGCAAGCAGCAAGCAAUGUUGAAGGCGGCGGAGGGCUGAUUGAUGGGGAUUGCUUCGCUUGGCCAGGCCUUGCAAUUUCUGCGCAAGGGAAAGGUUUGAAGUGAAAAAGGGCUUUUCACGUGUUUGUUUUCUUCCUAUUGGUUUAGCGUUUUCCAGUUUGAUGGUUAGUGGUGUUUGUCGUUUUGAUUGUGAAGUUUUAGUUGUCUUUCGUGGGUAUAGAAUAGUUUCAAGUUUAUGUAAAUGUAUGGUGUCCUUGAUCAAUAUUGGGAAUGGAAUGAAACAGUUUAUUUCCGUUGAGCCAA
Hibiscus syriacus is the source of this 1130-nucleotide messenger RNA. Its product is annotated as dof zinc finger protein DOF1.6-like. NCBI's taxonomy places the organism in Eukaryota, Viridiplantae, Streptophyta, Magnoliopsida, Malvales, Malvaceae. The transcript has a single exon. Gene Ontology annotation, molecular function: DNA binding; DNA-binding transcription factor activity. The record is from RefSeq and is a predicted model, not a curated record. Gene Ontology annotation, biological process: regulation of DNA-templated transcription. The coding region runs from base 210 to 932 and encodes 240 amino acids.